CCCUCAUUUAACUGAGCGGCUGCUUUGUCGGCCUGGCAAUGAAUUGCGCUGGGGCGGUGGCGGCUCCCUCCCUGCGGUGGCUUCGUCUGGGCAUCUGGCGGCCCCUUUCAGCUUAUGGAAGAAGAAUCAGUGUCAGAUUUUAUAGUUCAAGAAUGACCUUAGACACCAUCAAUCGGGCAGCUGUGGAUCGAAUAAUCAGGGUGGAUCAUGCAGGCGAAUAUGGAGCCAACCGCAUCUAUGCUGGGCAGAUGGCUGUCCUGGGUCGUUCCAGUGUCGGGCCCAUCAUUCAGAAAAUGUGGGAUCAAGAAAAAGAUCAUUUGAAAAAGUUCAAUGAGUUGAUGGUUACAUUCAGGGUACGGCCGACAGUUCUGAUGCCAUUUUGGAACGUGAUGGGAUUUGCACUGGGGGCGGGGACUGCCUUACUUGGGAAGGAAGGUGCGAUGGCCUGCACAGUGGCGGUGGAAGAGAGCAUAGCACAUCACUAUAACAACCAGAUCAGGACACUGAUGGAAGAGGACCCUGACAAAUACGAGGAACUUCUUCAGGUGAUAAAGAAAUUUCGGGAUGAAGAGCUUGAGCACCAUGAUAUAGGCCUCGACCAUGAUGCAGAAUUGGCUCCAGCAUAUGCCGUCUUGAAGAGCGUUAUCCAAGCGGGUUGCAAAGCAGCGAUAUAUUUAUCAGAAAGAUUUUGAAGUACGUCCAUUUAUCCCUGUUUAUAAAAGAUGACAGUAAUUUAAGAAGUGGCAUUUACAGAGAAAGAAAUGUACAAUUAUCAUUAUUUGAAUUUUGUUAAUAAACUACAAGGUUUUCUUUUUUAUUUA
This is a messenger RNA of Otolemur garnettii (small-eared galago), 821 nucleotides long. It is a transcript of the gene COQ7, whose product is annotated as coenzyme Q7, hydroxylase. Lineage: Eukaryota; Metazoa; Chordata; Mammalia; Primates; Galagidae. Gene Ontology annotation, cellular component: nucleus; mitochondrial inner membrane. Bases 39 to 692 code for a protein of 217 amino acids. Gene Ontology annotation, molecular function: 3-demethoxyubiquinol 3-hydroxylase activity. The transcript has 6 exons. Gene Ontology annotation, biological process: ubiquinone biosynthetic process; regulation of reactive oxygen species metabolic process; regulation of gene expression. The record is from RefSeq and is a predicted model, not a curated record.